Molecule: messenger RNA, 3236 nt
Organism: Vigna umbellata (rice bean)
Lineage: Eukaryota; Viridiplantae; Streptophyta; Magnoliopsida; Fabales; Fabaceae
Product: Tetratricopeptide repeat (TPR)-like superfamily protein
Molecular function (GO): protein binding
Source: RefSeq, a predicted model, not a curated record
AUGAUUAUGAAGAAGAGAGAGUUGAACAAUCUUCUCUCUCGCUCUAUGCAAUUUUUACACCCAAAACAACACUGCUCCAAUUCCUCACACCACCCUCUCCCAGGUCUUCUUCCCUCCGACGAUGAAACUUCUUUGCACGAUUCUUCCCUCCAGUUGUCGCAACACUACGCAUUCCUCCGCAACUCUUUGCUCAAUUCCUCCACCCCCUCCGGUGACUCCUCUAACGAUGCCGUAUCCAUCUCCAACGCAAUCAGAACCGGGUUUGGCUCCGAAACCCAAAAUUUCUUGAGGCAGUUUCGGGGUAAGCUAAGCGAGUCUCUGGUUGUUGAGGUGAUGAAUCUCGUUAAACACCCUCAGCUGUGCGUCGAGUUUUUUCUGUGGGCGAGUCGUCAAAUCGGUUACACCCACACUCCUGUGGUGUACAAUGCGCUGAUUGAGUUACUGUGUUGCAAUGACGUUAAUGAAAGAGUGUCUGACAUGUUUCUGAUGCAAAUUAGGGAUGAUGACAGGAUGCUUCUUCGGAAGUUGCUCAAUUUUCUCAUUCAAAAGUGUUGCAGGAAUGGGAUGUGGAAUGUGGCGUUGGAAGAGUUGGGGAGGCUUAAGGAUUUCGGGUACAAGGCUUCUCCUACCACUUAUAAUGCUUUGAUUCAGGUUUUUCUUCGGGCUGAUAAGUUAGAUACUGCUUACUUGGUUCAGAAAGAGAUGUCCAACUCUGGGUUUUUCAUGGAUGGAUAUACUCUCAGUUGUUUUGCCUAUUCCCUUUGCAAAGCGGGGAGGUGUGAGGAUGCGCUGAGUUUGAUUGAGAAGGAAGACUUUGUGCCUGACACAGUUUUUUAUAAUAGGAUGCUUUCCGGGUUGUGCGAAGCUUCGCGUUUUGAAGAAGCUAUGCAAAUUUUGGAUCGAAUGCGGUUGAAUUCCUGCAUUCCCAAUGUUAUUACAUAUAGAACUUUGGUUUCUGGUUGUUUGGGGAAAGGGCAGCUGGGCAGGUGUAAGAGAAUUCUUAGCAUGAUGAUGACAGAAGGCUGUUAUCCUAAUCGGGAAAUGUUUAAUUCUCUUGUACAUGCCUUUUGUAAAUCCAGGGAUUACUCUUAUGCCUAUAAGUUGUUUAGGAAAAUGGAUAACUGUGGGUGCCAACCCAGCUAUCUGCUUUAUAAUAUAUUCAUUGGUAGUAUAUGCAGCAAUGAGGAGCUGCCCGACUCAGAUUUGCUGGAAUUGGCGGAAAAGGCUUACAGUGAAAUGUUAGAUUCAGGGGUUGUGUUAAAUAAGGUAAAUGUCAGCAAUUUUGCACGGUGUCUUUGUAGAGCUGGAAAGUUUGAUAAAGCCUUUAAGAUUAUAUGCGAAAUGAUGAGCAAGGGUUUCAUUCCUGAUGAUAGUACAUAUUCUAAAGUUAUUGGUUUUCUUUGUGAUGCCUCCAAGGUAGAGAAGGCUUUUUUGUUGUUUGAAGAAAUGAAAAAGAACGGCAUUGUUCCCAGUGUUUAUACGUAUACUAUUUUAAUCGAUAGCUUUUGCAAAGCUGGUCUUAUUCAACAGGCUCACAAGUGGUUUGAUGAAAUGUUAAGAGACGGAUGCAUCCCAAAUGUAGUGACUUAUACUGCUCUUAUUCAUGCAUACCUGAAAGCAAGAAAGGUGUUUGAUGCAAAUAAACUAUUUCAGAUGAUGUUGGUGGAAGGUUGCAACCCUAAUGUUAUUACGUAUACAGCUUUAAUUGAUGGUCAUUGCAAGGCUGGGCAGAUUGAUAAAGCUUGCCAGAUCUAUGCCAGAAUGCAAGGUGACAUGGAAUGCUCUGACAUGGACAUGUAUUUUAAGCUAGAUAACAAUGACUGUGAAACACCAAAUAUUAUUACAUAUGGGGCUUUGGUGGAUGGUUUAUGCAAAGCAAACAGGGUUAAAGAAGCCCGUGAAUUAUUGGAUACCAUGUCAAUUAAUGGUUGUGAACCUAACCAAAUAGUGUAUGAUGCUCUCAUAGAUGGGUUUUGCAAGACUGGAGAGCUUGAAAGUGCACGGGAGGUGUUUGUAAAGAUGUCAGAGCGUGGAUAUAGUCCGAAUUUGUACACUUACAGUUCUUUAAUUAAUGGUCUGUUUAAAGAGAAACGAUUGGAUCUUGUUUUGAAAGUGUUGUCCAAGAUGUUAGAAAAUUCUUGCACUCCAAAUGUUGUUAUUUACACAGAGAUGAUUGAUGGCCUCUGUAAAGUUGGAAAGGCGGAUGAAGCAUACAAGCUCAUACUUAAAAUGGAAGAAGUGGGUUGUUAUCCAAAUGUCGUAACUUAUACUGCAAUGAUUGAUGGCUUGGGGAAAUUGGGAAAAAUUGAACAGUGUCUUGAGCUAUAUACUAGUAUGUGCUCAAAGGGCUGUGCACCAAACUUUAUAACCUAUAGGGUCUUGAUAAAUCAUUGUUGUUCCGCUGGCCUUCUUGAUGAAGCACACAGACUUCUAGAUGAAAUGACACAGACGUAUUGGCCAAGGCAUUUGUCAAGUUACCGGAAAAUUAUUGAGGGCUUUAAUCGAGAGUUUGUAAUCUCAAUUGGGCUUUUGGAUGAGCUGAAUGAGAAUGAAUUAGCCCCAGUCGAGUCUUUAUACAGAAUUUUGGUUGAUAGAUUUAUCAAGGCUGGAAGACUGGAAGUUGCGCUGAAUCUACUUGAGGAGAUUUCAUCAUCUCCAAGUCUUGCAAAUGCCAACAAAUAUCUAUAUACUUCCUUAAUUGAGAGUCUGUCCCUUGCAAAUAAGGUUGAUAACGCUUUUGAGCUUUAUGCAAGCAUGACAAAUAAGAGUGUUGUUCCAGAGCUUAGCACAUUUGUCUAUCUCAUCAAAGGCCUUACCAGGGUUGGUAGGUGGCAAGAAGCACUACAAUUAUCAGACAGCAUAUGCCAAAUGGAUAUUUGCUGGCUUCAUGAAGAGAUAACCGUUGUGGAUUAAAUUUAUGAUGUACAGAACUGCUGAUUGAAUGCGAGUUAUGUAACUUAAAGAAAAUGAAUAUAGGUAGGAUAGAAGAAAUGGUUAAUCUGGUAAGUGAUUGCUGUUUCAUAAUCUCUAAUAUCUUAUGACACCUUUCAUUACUAUUGAUCUUCAACUGCAAAUGUUGAUUUUUGAGGAAAAAUGUUUUAAAGUGUUAGAAGUCUCACAUCUAAAGUGGGCAAAGGCUUCCUUUCUUCAUUUGCAUAUAUAUAGAAGUGUAAGUGAAGGUUUAAGAUGCACCAACAUUUCUUGUAUCCUCCUUGUAUUCAAAGAGAGGAUGUUGU